Linum trigynum is the source of this 1315-nucleotide messenger RNA. The record is from the annotation of a GenBank genome assembly. Lineage: Eukaryota; Viridiplantae; Streptophyta; Magnoliopsida; Malpighiales; Linaceae.
AAUACAGCAGGGAAUCCAUUCCACCAGAUGAUGCCAUUUUGCUGUUUUUGGCAGGUCAUAGAAGAUGCCCCUAGCAAACAUGACAAACGAUAGAGAUGCCUUGAUUUGUCCGCAUGGGAAUGCCGGGAAUAUUACCAGUCAAUUUGAACUGAUUCUUCACAUGAAUGAACACCAGCCAUUUUGCAGGUCAAACAAACAGAGAUGAGUGGGGAAGAAAAAGUGGUGCUCCACGGGAUGUGGGCGAGUCCCUAUGCGAAAAGAGUGGAGAUAGCCCUUAAACUUAAGGGCAUACCCUACGAAUAUGUGGAAGAAGAUUUGCUGAAUGGGAAAAGUGAAGCACUCCUCAAACACAAUCCAGUGCACCAGAAAGUCCCGGUACUUGUCCACAACGGGAAACCAGUGAUCGAGUCGUGCAUCAUCCUCGAGUACAUCGACGAAACUUGGAAGUCCUCCGGCCAUGCCCUGUUCCCUCAAGAGGACACUUACAGGCGAGCCAGAGUUCGCUUCUGGGCUGAUUUCAUACAAAGACAGUUGUUGGAGAAGUUCAUCGUGACAAUAACAGCAGUAGGAGAGGCACGAGAAGAAGCAAUCAAGGAGUUGAGGAAGAACAUGGAAUUGCUUGAAGAGGGACUGAGAGUGAACUUCUUUCCAGAAGGGAUUCCUCAAUAUCAUUUCGACGACCAGAAGAAUGUUAGGUUCCUGGACAUUACCAUGUGCGCGUUCUUUGGCCUCCACAAGGCACAGUCAGAGUUCGUCAGGACCACCGAGAUCAUCGACUUGCAGAGGACUCCAUUGGUGUUCUCCUGGGUCGAGAGUUUGAAGGAGGUUCCUGUGGUGAAAGAAGUGCUUCCCCCUCACGAUGAGGUUGUGAACCUCUUGCGGGGGUUCAGGCAAAAUGCUGUAGGAUCCUCUCCCCAAGUGUAGAGAGGAAGAGCAGAACAGCGCCACUGCUUGUUUGCUUUUUUCCUGUUUUCAGAUUUCCCUUCCAACUUGUUUGCAAUGUAUACGUUUUGCAGAUGUUUCUUGUAAUAAAGUUCAUGGUUAUCAACACCAUUUUACUAUCUAUGAGCUUCGAUUAAAAGAAUUAUAGUCUCCUUGAUCAUAUUCUGUUUGGUCUGAUCCAAACCAGAUGGCAAUUUGGACAGAAUCCUGUGGCUGCCCUGCCUCAAGGUAGGGAUUCCAUUCCAUAAGCUAAUUUCCUAAACAUGAGUGAUGUUUAAACCACUGAAAUGCAGUUGAAACAAAUGUGACUUAACAUAAACCGCAACCAAUGUGAAAACACCUCAGUGAUCGUGUAUAAAUCCCCACUAAAAUU